Effrenium voratum is the source of this 1124-nucleotide messenger RNA. The record is from the annotation of a GenBank genome assembly. Lineage: Eukaryota; Dinophyceae; Suessiales; Symbiodiniaceae.
CAAUUGACCAUUUCUUGUGGCUCGUCUUCCGCCAUGAGCCACGAUGCCAGCGGCCCUGACUCACAGGACAUGCAGCCAUUGGCGUCCUCGCCUGCCAAAGGUCAGCCUGCGCUGACUCAGCAGGAAAAUCACGACGAGUCGGAUUCAGAGGCUUCUACCAGUUCCAACGUGCAGCAACCUCAACCAGGGCCUCUGAUGAAGUCUUCGUCCAGUUACAGCGACUCGGAUGAUGACCUGGAAGCACUUCUUGGCAACGACUGCGCCGAAACGGCGGGCAAGGAGUUGGAUGCGAAGCAGUCCGAGAACCUGGACGGCCAGAAUCCAACGGUGCCCGGUGCCAGUCAGCCGGAUCUGAGCCCCUCCCGCCCCUGGGAACCGUCUUUGCGCCUACGGUCCCGCUCGCCGCUGCGCCGCCGCGGGCCCAACCCGUGCUGGUACGGCGCCAGCUGCACACGCCGAAGCUGCAGAUUCGUGCACCCGGCUCGAAGCUCGCACCCUCGCCCACACGAGAGUCGGUCCAAAGCGCGCGAGAGUCGGUCCAAAGCGCGCGAGAGUCGGUCCAAAGGGGGCUCCAGGCGCAAGGCCUCGCGCAACUCCAAGCCGUGGCUACCGCCGCCGCCGCCGCCGGCGUCCGGGUGGCCAGCGGCUACUUCCGAGCGCGCGCGCUGGGGGCGCGGCGAGGCCGAAUGGAGCGACCGGAAGUGGGGGCGGCCGGAGGAGAGGCCACAGGCAAGACGCCCACAUUCCGAGACUUCGUGCUGCGGUAUGUGGAGGAGAUGGCGUUGCUCCAGAAGACGCCCUGGAGGCCUUCCAGGACUUCCUUGCUUCGAGCAAGGAGAAGAGGCGUGCCGAUUCCUCCGCGGGCAAGGCGCCUGAGGCGUUCAUCAUCAAGGUGAAGGAGUAUAAGUUCCAGUGCGAGCUGUGCGGCAAGCAUUUCACCUCCUUUCCCGGCACACGCAAGCACCUGAUGCGAAGACAUUUCCGGCUACAGACAGAGGUGGCGCGGCGAGGAGGCUGAGUGCGAGUUGCGUUGCAAUUACUUGCUGUCGCGGCGGAAGUGUCAGAGAUUCAGUGCCAGUCCAGAGGUUUCCCUUCUCCGGGGUUGGGCAUUUGUGUAAUUGCCA